This is a messenger RNA of Perognathus longimembris pacificus (Pacific pocket mouse), 1044 nucleotides long. It is a transcript of the gene Pex11b, whose product is annotated as peroxisomal biogenesis factor 11 beta. The coding region runs from base 74 to 853 and encodes 259 amino acids. The transcript has 4 exons. Gene Ontology annotation, cellular component: peroxisomal membrane. NCBI's taxonomy places the organism in Eukaryota, Metazoa, Chordata, Mammalia, Rodentia, Heteromyidae. The record is from RefSeq and is a predicted model, not a curated record. Gene Ontology annotation, biological process: regulation of peroxisome size; peroxisome fission.
CCCGCGGGGGGCGGAGCCGGGGCGGGGCUGGGGCCGCGCUCGGCCGUGCUGUGGAGCCGGGGUCGCCGCUGUCAUGGACGCUUGGGUCCGCUUCAGCGCCCAGAGCCAGGCCCGGGAACGGCUGUGUAGGGCCGCCCAGUAUGCUUGCUCACUUCUUGGCCAUGCACUGCAGAGACAUGGGGCCAGUCCUGAGUUACAGAAACAGAUUCGACAACUGGAGAGUCAUUUGAGCAUUGGAAGAAAGCUUCUGCGCCUGGGUAACUCAGCAGAUGCCCUUGAAUCCGCCAAAAGAGCUGUUCACUUAUCAGAUGUUGUCCUGAGAUUCUGCAUCACUGUUAGUCACCUCAAUCGAGCCUUAUACUUUGCCUGUGACAAUGUCCUAUGGGCUGGAAAGUCUGGACUGGCUCCCGGUGUGGAUCAGGAGAAGUGGGCCCAGCGUUCAUUCAGGUACUACCUCUUCUCCCUCAUCAUGAAUUUGAGCCGUGAUGCCUAUGAGAUUCGCUUACUGAUGGAACAAGAGUCUUCAGUUUACAGCAGGCGGCUAAAGGGUUCUGGAGGAGGAGUCCCUGGAGGAAUUGAAAGUGGGGGGCCUGGGGGACCAGGGACUUCAGGAGGAGGCCUACCCCAGCUGGCACUGAAGCUACGGCUGCGAGUCCUGCUCUUGGCUCGGGUUCUUCAAGGCCAUCCGCCUCUUCUGCUGGAUGUCGUCAGGAAUACCUGUGAUCUCUUCAUUCCCCUGGACAAGCUCGGGCUCUGGCGCUGCGGCCCUGGGGUUGUAGGGCUCUGUGGGCUCAUAUCCUCCAUCCUGUCUCUUCUUACCCUUGUCUGUCCCUGGCUACGGCUCAAGCCCUGACAGGCUGGCAAAGAAUAAGGAGGGAAUUUGUGAGAUGGAAUCUUGGACUAUCCCUCCAUGGACCAUCUGAUUUCUCAUUCUGAUUCUCCUCGGUUCAAAUGAAAAAUCCAGAGAUCUAGGGGGUGGAGGGAAGAACGUGGAAACACGAGGUCAUGACAGAUGGCUUGUCAAUAGAACGAGUCUGCUAUCCA